Messenger RNA from Apis florea (little honeybee), 9805 nucleotides. RefSeq names its product cadherin-related tumor suppressor fat (gene ft). NCBI's taxonomy places the organism in Eukaryota, Metazoa, Arthropoda, Insecta, Hymenoptera, Apidae. Gene Ontology annotation, biological process: homophilic cell-cell adhesion; cell migration; multicellular organism development. Gene Ontology annotation, molecular function: beta-catenin binding; calcium ion binding; cadherin binding. Gene Ontology annotation, cellular component: plasma membrane; catenin complex. The record is from RefSeq and is a predicted model, not a curated record.
CGACGAGGAUCAGAAUGUUACGUAACUUUUCCACCAAGCAUAAACCAGCCAGAAAAUAAAUCGAUCGAUCAAACCGAAAGAAACCGUUGAAUUUUACAGGUGACCGAUACAAACGACAACGCGCCAACAUUCCAGAACACCGCGUAUUCCUUCGACGUUCCGGAGAACAUGCCGAGAGGAAGUCGAAUAGGUCAAGUCGUUGCGACGGACGCAGACGCGGAUGGCCCCAAUAGUCAACUGAGCUAUACCCUGAUUUCUGACUGGGCCAACGACGUUUUUUCUCUGAAUCCUAGCACCGGUGUGUUCACGCUCACCGCCAGCCUCGACUACGAACAGGUGCAACACUACAUCCUGGUGGUUCAGGCGACGGACGGGGGAAUCCCGGCGCUUUCCUCGACGGUGACCGUCUACUGCAACGUGGUUGACUUGAACGACAACGCGCCGAUCUUCGAGGCGGGGCCACACGCGGUUGAUAUCGUCGAGAAUACGACGAUCGGCACCCCAAUCCUAUCUGUGACCGCCCAGGACCUCGACUCCGGAGAUAACGGGAGGGUAAUUUACGCUGUCGCCGGCGGUGACGAGAAUGGUGACUUCGGAGUGGCACCGAACGGCACCCUUUUCACUCGAAAGUUGCUCGACAGAGAACAAAAGCCACUUUACAAUUUGGUCCUCAGCGCCACGGAUAGCCCUCCGCCACCGGGCCUCCCUUUGUCCUCCACCGUACAGGUGACCGUAGUGUUAUUGGAUGUGAACGACAUGUCGCCCGAGUUCAUAUCACCGACCAAGAUUUCGAUAAUAGAGAACGCGCCAAGUAAUACAGUGGUGAUGGCCAUUAAAGCCGUGGACAGGGACGAAGGACGGAACGGAUACGUAGAGUACUCCCUCGAGGACACAACGCUUCCCUUCACCGUUGGACCCGUAGAUGGACUAUUGCGCGUAUCUGGCUCGUUGGAUCGCGAAUUAAGGUCAAACUACACCUUGGAAGUAACCGCGAAAGACCGCGGUGAACCACCGAGAUCGUCCUCGACCACGGUCACUGUCACGGUCCUCGACAAGAACGAUAAUUCGCCCGUGUUCGAUCCGCGACAGUAUUCAGCCACCGUGGCUGAAAACGCAAGUAUCGGGGCCAGUGUACUCCAGGUGUCGGCGAUGGACCGAGACGAGGGCGCGAAUGGAAGGGUAAGAUACGGUAUAGCGAUGGGGGACGAUAACAGAGACUUCACAAUUUCGGAAGACGGGGGUGUGAUCAGAGUGGCGAAGAAUUUGAAUUUCGAACGGAAGUCUAGAUAUUAUUUGACAAUCAGGGGAGAAGAUUGUGCCUCGGAAGUAGGGGAAACGCCACGGGGCGACACCGCUCAGGUCACUAUCACCGUCCUCGACAUCAACGACAAUGCGCCCGUUUUCUUGGAUUCGCCUUAUUUAGCCCACGUUAUGGAGAACAUGGUACCACCUGGAGGAGGAUUCGUGAUACAGGUGAAAGCUUAUGACGCGGACACGCCCCCUUACAACGAUCAAGUGAGAUAUUUUUUGAAAGAAGGGGACACGGAUUUGUUCCGAAUAAAUGCGAGUACAGGUGACAUUUUUCUGCUCCGGCCACUUGACAGGGAAUUGGUGCCGGAAUACACCCUCACAUUGGUGGCCAUGGAUACCGGUUCCCCACCUUUGACUGGAUCAGGCAUCGUUAGAAUCGUCGUGCUCGAUGUCAACGAUCACAUUCCGGAAUUCACGAGACAGGAGUACAGGGCGACCGUCACCGAAAAUUCAGUUUCCCGAACGUGGGUCACUAAACCUCACGCUACGGACAAAGACGAGGGCCUUAACGCAAAAAUCAGAUACAGUUUACUGGGAGAAAAUUCGGAACGUUUCACCGUGGAUCCCGAGACAGGCGAGGUGUUCACAGUGGUGCCGUUAGAUCGAGAGCAAACCUCUGUCUACCAUCUGACAUUGGUCGCUCAGGAUUCGAGUCCCACGGAACCGCAAGCCUCCGCCGUUAAUUUAACGAUCUUCGUAAAGGACGUGAACGACAAUGCUCCUAGAUUUUCUAGUCCAAGAUACACAGCCUAUGUGCCGGGCGCAACUAAAUCGGGGGAUUUCGUGUUCGGCGCGAAAGCGGUGGACGACGACGACGGGGAAAAUUCUCGGAUCGUAUAUCGUCUCCAGGGAAUAGACGCGGAGAAGUUUGUGAUCGAUUCGAACAGUGGUGUGAUAAGAGCUACACAGGAAUUGGCCAAUGACGAAACCACUUACCAAUUGCAAAUCCAGGCGUCCGAUUGCGGCGUUAAACCGCAGUCGGUCACCGCGGACUUGGUCAUACAUCUGUGGGAGAGGCAACUGUUUCCUAGCUUUCGUUCGAGCGUCACCACCAGGUUCACACUGCCGGAAGACGUGCCGGAGGGCCGGGUGGUCACAAAAUUGGGCGCGACCACGCCAAAAAUCGGAGCAGCGAGUAAUUUGGUUUACGGGAUGGCCGGUGGAAACGUUGGCGACGCGCUCAAGAUCGAUCCUCAUACCGGCGAGGUAUUGGUCGCGUCUGGAUUCGAUUAUGAAACAGCGCCGUUCUACGAAGCCUGGGUCGAGGUUCGUGAUUCGGACACCCCGGCUCUGAGGAGCGUUGUGCAACUUCUCGUGAAUGUUACGGACGCGAAUGACAAUGCGCCGGUGAUGGAGGCGGCAAUUUACAACGCCACAGUCCCCGAGGAGGAGUAUCCGCCCCUGUUCGUCAGCAAAGUUUCAGCGAAAGAUCGUGAUUCUGGCGAGAAUGGGCAGGUUUCCUAUUAUCUGGUGAACGAUUUUACCGAGACUUUCAUCAUUGAUUCUGAUAACGGUGAAAUUAGCACCAAUGCGAAAUUAGACCGUGAAGAGAUCGCUUCUUACGAGCUGAUCGUAGAAGCGCGAGACGAGGGACAGCCUUCGUUGACGGGCACGGCAACUGUCUUGGUCACUGUGUUGGAUAAAAACGACAAUCCGCCUCAAUUCACCCGGCUGUUCAGCGUGAACGUGACGGAAAACGCAGAGAUCGGCACGUUUGUUAUAAGAAUUACUAGCAGCGAUCUCGACAUCGGUCAAAAUGCUAAUGUCAGCUACAGAUUCACCGAGAAUCCGGGGCAAAAAUUCGCCAUGGACGCUUUGAGUGGUAACGUCACUGUAAAUGGCCAUUUAGAUAGAGAGGAGCAGGACGAAUAUUUGCUAAAGUUGGUAGCGGCAGACGGAGCUUGGCAAGCGGCAACCGCCCUAACGAUAACCAUUCAAGAUCAGAACGACAACCCCCCGGAAUUCGACGAGGAAUCGUACCACUUCCACUUCCCCGAGCUCCAACCAUCUGUUGCCCACGUCGGCCAAGUAACCGCGAUCGAUCGCGAUAAACAGGGGCCAAACUCGGUGAUAUCCUACAGCCUGUUACAACCUUCCGACCUGUUCACCGUCGAUCCGGCAACCGGUGACGUUUUCAGUAAAAAGACUCUAAAGUACAAGCACACUCACCGGCCCUCCUCGCCCGAGAACCUGUACUCGUUAACGGUGGUCGCCACCGACAACGGGAAGCCGCCUCUCUCCUCGAAAACGUCGAUCCACGUGAACGUCGUCGACGCGAAUAACAACGCCCCAAGGUUCGAGCAGAGGUCUUACCUCUACCCUGUCCCCGAAAACUACGGGGUCGGUAAAAGGGUGGUGCAGCUGGUCGCAAGGGAUGAUGCCGACUUCGGCGUGAACGCGGAGAUUAGCUACUUUUUGGUGAACGUGAACGGAAGCGAGUACUUUUCCAUCGAUGAGAAAUCCGGAUGGGUGUACAUCCAGAACGCGUUGGCCAACGUGCGAGUAGGAACGACGUUCUUAUUGAAGGUUCGAGCGAUCGACAAAGGCGUGCCGCCGCAAAAGGACGAGGUCUCGUUGACUUUGGUUAUAUCGGGGGAGAACAAGCACGCUCCCACGUUUGCCGCUGUCAGCCAUCAAGUGAGGGUGCCCGAGAACGAGCCCGUAAACACGACUAUUUUGACGGUGAGCGCCACCGACGGCGAUGACGGGCCGAACGGGAUGAUAAGGUACAAGAUAUCGGCCGGGAACGAGAAGAACGAGUUCUUCGUCCAUUCGAUCACCGGUGCGGUUACAAUACUCGAGCCGUUGGAUUACGAUCUGGUGCAAGAGUAUAAAUUGAACAUCACUGCUACGGAUCUGGGAUUCGAGGCGAAACAGGCUGUCGCCAUUUUAACCGUAAACGUGUCUGACAUCAACGACAAUCCGCCAACGUUCAACCAAAGCGUUUACGAAGCCUAUCUACCCGAAAAUUCCCCACCGGACAGUUUCGUUUACAAGGUGAUCGCGAAAGACAUCGAUUCCCCCAAGUACGCCGUGAUCGAGUACAAAAUUCUCGGUGGAACAGGGAAGGAUCAUUUUCGUAUUCGCGAGGAUACAGGCGAGAUCACCUCUCUGAUCAGUUUCGACUACGAGGAGGCCAACGAAUAUACGUUGGACAUAGUGGCGGCGAAUCCGGACUCGAAUCCGCAAAUGGUCGGGUUCACGACUGUCCUGGUGCGCGUGACAGGUGUGAACGAAUAUUAUCCAAAGUUCAUUCAACCGGUAUUCCACAUGGACGUGUCGGAAAGCGCGGAGGUUGGCACCUCCGUGGGCCUGGUCCAGGCAACGGAUCAGGACGCGGGCGAGGACGGGAGGGUGUAUUACCUUUUCGUCGGUUCCUCGAACGAUCGCGGCUUCUCCAUCGGUUCCGAGACGGGGAUAAUUCGCGUCUCGCGAAGAUUGGACCGCGAGACCCAGAACAGGGUGGUGUUGACCGUGAUGACGAAAAAUGGGGGCGGAAUCCGUGGCAAUGACACGGACGAGGCACAGGUCAUAGUCUCGAUCCAAGAUGGCAACGAUCCGCCGGAGUUCCUUCAGAGCGCUUACGACGCGACCGUGUCCGAAGGUGCCGUGCACGGGACUCGAGUGUUGACCGUUAGAGCGGUGGACAAGGAUAUAAAACCGCAAAACAAUCAGUUCUCUUAUUCCAUCAUCGGUGGGAACAUAGGGCAGGCGUUCAAGGUAGAUCCCCAGACAGGAGACAUAGAGACUGCCAAACAAUUAGAUCGAGAAACGAUCCCUGUUUACGACUUGACGAUCGGCGCCAUCGAUACCGGAUCGCCGCCUCAAACCGGCACAGCCGCCGUUCACAUCGAACUCAUGGACAUCAACGAUAACGGGCCUAUCUUCGAUCCGCCCGAGGUAGUCGGCUACGUGAACGAAAAUGAGCCGGCUGGAACGAUUAUAAUGACAUUGAGCGCGACUGACCCUGAUCUACCACCGAAUGGAGCGCCGUUCACUUAUAAACUGGUCGGUGGAAGGCAGAGCGACAUGGUCACUUUGGACAAGCAUACCGGGGUAUUGAAGACGACUAGAAGCUUAGAUCGGGAAGUUAUGCCUCAAUUGGAUCUUGUGAUCGAAGUGGAAGAUUCCGGAAUACCAAGAAUGAGGAGCGAGCAUACGAUAACCGUAAUAGUGAUGGAUCAAAAUGAUAGUCCAUCUUCGCCAAGAUCGGUUCACGUGAUAGUGCAUUCCUUUAACGAACAGAUACCAUUGGGAAAAAUUGCCGACGUGCAUCCAAAUGAUCCGGAUAUCACUGGCAGUUAUUCUUGCAAAAUACUCCAAGGAUCGAAUCCCAAGAUCCUCAGCAUUCCCACAGCUUGUGAUCUACAUACGAAGAAAAUAACUCCAGGUGUUGGUUACUCGUUAAGCGUAUCUGGCAACGACGGUCGACAUCCUAACGUAGUGUCGAAGGUCACCGUAGAAUUCCUCGUUUUCACAAAUAGCACAAUCGAAAAUAGCAUUACGUUACAAGUGUCAAAGUUAAGCGCGAGGGAUUUUUUAAGCCAAUAUUAUCGCGCCCUGUUGGACGUUCUGCAAGAAGAAAUUGACGUUGGUGAUACUCUUAAGAUCUUCAGCCUUGGAGAGACCGAAUUCGAUUUAAAUAUUCACCUGGCAGUGGAAUCGCCUCAAGUAGGAUAUCGCAGCAAGUACGAGGUCACCGAACUGGUGAACCGUAACCGAGAUAAAAUUCGAUCUCUUCUCGAGGGAACAAACUUUAUCGUCGGUUACUCACCGUGUAAGCAGAUACCUUGCGAGAACGGUGGUUCUUGCAGCGACAAAUUGGUCAUAUACGAUGACGCCAGAAUCACUGACAGCCAAGCGUUGAUUCUCACGUCGCCGAGAAUGAUUCACGAGAUGACUUGCAAAUGCCGCGAUGGUUUCACCGGUGAUAAAUGCGAGAGAAGACAAGAUCCUUGCUCUCCGAAUCCUUGCUUAUUGGGGGGACAGUGUCGACGACUGGGUUACGAUUUCCAGUGCACCUGCCCGAUCGAUCGCGAGGGAAAAUUAUGCGAGCUUGAAAGAGGCGAUGCUUGCGCGAGCAAUCCGUGCAGGAACGGUGGAUCGUGCAGGAAAAGUCCCGACAGCUUCAGUUUCUUCUGUUUGUGCCGAGCUGGGUACAGAGGGAACCAUUGCGAGGCAGUCACGGACUCUUGCAGGCCGAAUCCUUGCCUAUACGGAGGUUUAUGCGUGGGAGAAAAGCCUGGGUACAGGUGUAGCUGUCCAGAGGGUCGUUACGGGAGACAUUGCGAGCGAUCCACGUUCGGGUUCGAGGAAUUAUCUUACAUGGCGUUUCCAGCACUUGAUUCAAACACGAACGACAUAACCAUUGUGUUUGCCACGACGAAAUCGGACGCGUUGCUGCUCUAUAAUUACGCUCCGCAAACUGGAGGACGUUCAGACUUUGUUGUACUAGAGUUGGUGGACGGAAGAGUGGUGUUUUCAUACGGUGGCGCGAGAAGCGCCAUCACCUCGAUCACCAUAAAGACGGAGAACACCGUGUCCGAUGGGGAGUGGAGAAAAGUGACGGCAACCAGAAACGGACGGGUCGUAUCCCUGAGCGUGUCCAUGUGCAGAGAACACGGAGAUAUUUGCGACGAUUGCAGGCCCGGUGAUGGUACUUGCUACGCGGAUGACGUAGGACCAACUGGAACCUUGAAUUUCAAUAACAAUCCACUUCUGGUGGGAGGGCUCGAAAAUGCGGAUCCAGUACUCGAGAGGCCAGGUCAAGUCCAUUCCGAUGAUUUCGUGGGAUGCGUCCAUUCGGUUUCCAUAAACGGAAGAGCGUUGAACCUCUCGAAUCCUUUGUCAUCCCGUGGCGUUAAAUCCACGUGCGUCAGAUCGAAGAACAAUCCUUGUCUAAGAGGUGGAAAAGACGCGGUCUCACUUUGCGGAGCCGAUGCCAAGUGUUACGACAAAUGGCAUCAAGUAACUUGUCGAUGCGGCUCGGUAAUCGCGCCCAAUUGCGGGACGGCUCUCGAACCGAUCACUCUAAGCGAAGGUGGAUACAUCGAAUUCAAAAUUUCGGAGAAGCAUAGAAGAAUGCAAUUACUGGAGUAUCUUUAUGGAGGUUCGACGAUGUGGCAUAAGAAUCGAGCGAAACGAAGCAUCACCGAGGAUACCAGCUUCAUUACCAAUCAAUCGCCGUUUAAAACGAUUAGCUUAAUGUUUAGAACGGUUAAACCUGAUGGUAUCCUUAUCUAUGCCGCGACUAACAAACAUUUCACAUCGGUAGAGCUUCGCAAUGGACAACUAUUUUACGCAUCCCUUCUUGCAUCGCCCGUAAACAUGACGGCUAACAUCGAGGGAAGCUUAGCAGACGGUCGAUGGCAUAACCUGACCCUACAUUCCUACUUUCGAGGCUUAAGAUUGCUCGUGGACAACGUUCAGACGGGCGAAGAAUUAGAUCCUGCCGGUGUCCACGACUUCCUGGAUCCGUAUCUAUCCGUGCUAACGAUCGGUGGGGUUAGCCAAGAUCUUUAUUACGCUCAUAGCGCUGGCGCAAGAAGUUUCGAAGGUUGUUUGGCUAACUUCACCAUCAACAACGAGAUCCAGCCGUUCAAUGGAUCCGGCUCGAUCUUCAAAGAGGUGCUCUAUCAUUCGAAGGUGAGCACCGGAUGCAGAGGGCCGAUUGGAAUCAGCGCUGCCGCAACAGCUGACCCCUUAAGCAUAGGGAUCACUUUAGUCAUAGUUUUCUUCGUGAUCCUGCUAAUCGCUAUUCUGGUCAGUUUUAUCGUUUUCCGUCUGAGAAGACAGAACAAGGAGAAAUCCGCCCCCUCGGUGGUAAACAAGAAUACCAAUGCUAUAAUGACUGGCAAUCCGUUGGUAGGGACAGGGAACGAUAAUCUAAUGUCUCGCCACGAAAAUACGUAUAUCUCGGAUACGUCCGAUUUGCGUGGCGUAGGUCACAUGGGGCCAGAAUUGAUCUCAAAGAAAUAUAAAGAACGCGAAAUUAACGCGAGCACCGAGCACAGACCUCAAAGACCGGAUAUAAUCGAAAGAGAAGUGACAAAGUCACCGCCCAUUCGAGACGAGCACCCGCCUCUUCCCCCGCCUGCCCAAACUUCUCUGCACACCCACGAGCAUAAUCCAGAACCUGAUAUGCCGGAGCACUACGAUUUGGAAAAUGCAAGUUCAAUAGCGCCGAGCGACAUCGAUAUCGUGUACCAUUACAAAGGUUAUAGGGACGGAAUGCGGAAGUAUAAAGCCACUCCCCCGCCUAUUAACAACUACGCCAAUCAUCAUAAGCACACAGGUCAACAGCACAGACACACCGGCCCGUUCCCGCCUAGAGCCUUGCCACCACCGAACGUGAAUCAACCGCCUGGCCCGACACAGAAAUUGUUGCAAAGUACACCGUUGGCCAGAUUGUCGCCUAGCAGCGAAUUAUCCGCCCAACAACCGAGGAUAUUAACGUUGCACGACAUCAGUGGAAAACCUUUACAAAGCGCCCUUCUAGCCACCACUUCUUCAUCCGGAGGAGUAGGAAAAGAUGCUUUGAAUUCGAACAGCGAAAGAAGUUUAAACUCACCGAUCAUGAGUCAAUUGUCUGGAUCGACGGCAAGUCGAAAAGCGCCUCAAUCCAACAACGAGAAUUCGGUGAACAACGUGUCCUCCGGUCCUAUAGGGUUAACGGCAGAAGAAAUCGAAAGAUUGAAUUCGAGACCGAGGACUUCGAGCCUCGUCUCGACUUUGGACGCCGUUAGUUCCUCGAGCGAAGCCAGAGGGCCACCGCGCACGGUCCACUCCAUCUUCAUCGGCGACACGCCACCUGUGGAGAGACUGGAACGAAGAAAUUCGUCGACGACCGACGAGAGCGGUAACGAUAGUUUCACCUGUUCCGAAUACGACAACACCUCGUUGGUAGGUGACAAACGAUCGGAUAACCCGUUUGCGAAGCAAGAUGACGAAGAGGUGAAUCAACGUAACAACGAGUCUGCUCAAACGACGAAACCACCAUUGCCACCGAACGUAAAUUACGAUGGUUUCGACAGUUCUUUUCGCGGAUCUUUGAGCACUUUAGUAGCUUCUGACGAUGAUUUAUCCACGCAUAUGGGUGGAUUGUACAGACCUAAUAAUAGUGGCUCGCCAUCAACCACUACUACCGCGUUGAGUUGGGACUAUUUGUUGAAUUGGGGAUUGAACUUUGAUAGUUUGGUCGGAGUGUUUAUCGAUAUCGCGGAACUUCCAGACAGUGCCAAUCGUGUUCCAAGUACGCUUAGAUUACCAGCUAAUAUACCUAAACCAUCCGAGGAAUACGUUUGAAUGGUGUUUUAAUGAUCGACUGGAACUUUUUUAAUAUAUAUAUAUAUAUAUAUAUAUUAUUAUUAAAAAGAGCUACAUAAAGGUGCAUUUUCCUUCUCUUUUCUCAUUUGAGAAGACAAAAGCGUGCACGAAUAACCAUCAUGCGCGAAUGAAAUACGCUUUAAUUGCCAAUUAAAAUAAGUCAUAAAAA